AUGUUUCUCCUAAAGUACAAGAAGUGUUUGGAGCUUUCUCAAGACAGACCUGUGUCUGUUCUGGAUAAUGAACGAUUUACCGUGCAAAGUUUAUUAGAAAGAGGCCCAGCGCCUUUUGUGCUGGUGUUGCUUCUGGUGCUGAAUCUGUUGCGUUUUUUGUUUGGUGCUCCUGGUGUGGGACCGUGGCCUGUCACACUCCUGCAGCUACCUGUGAAUGGUGUUUUGCCUCUGUUGCCCCUGACGUUCCCCCUGCUUUGGGUUCUUGUGUGCAUGUACGGAGAGGCCCGUGUUCUCUUACAGAUGGGCUCACAGCCAGCGGACUGGUGGGAAAUGUGGAAGUUGACCUGCAAGAAAUGUUACUCGGUGUUCUGGGGUCAAACAUCGACACUCUGCCACACUGCUAGUUUGCUGCACAGUCUGGGAUCUGUAACUGUCCUGUGUUGUGUUGACAAGCAGGGCAUUCUCUCAUGGCCCAGUCCAAACCCUGAGAAGAUUCUGUUCUUCAGCAAGUCCACCUCAUCACAAGACACAGAGAGACAGAGGCAAAAAGACACAAAGGGGGAAAGAGACAAAGAACCUGAAGAUGUCGGCCUGAAGGAUACCAUUCAGAUUCGCUCACUGUGCAGUCUGCAGAUGUUGAGUUUGUCGGUGGGUCAGGCUCAGUGCGAUGACACACGGGUGCAGUUUGAUGACACAUGCUGGCAGCGGCACGCCCCCUCUCUUCGGCCUCUUGGAUUGGCUGUGCAGUUGGUCCUCUGUGACCCUGCAGUCGCCACCCGCAUACUCCGCCUCUCGGACCACCUGACCCAUGCCGCGCUGGUGCGCACUCGACCCCCAUGUCAGCCGGUCCGCCCACCCUGGGGCCUCUGCCAUCUACCGAGGAUUCUGGGUAAAGCCAGAUUGUUUAAUGCUCCAGUGAUUUACACCUUUGUUCACAACUGUGAGAAAGCAUAA
Puntigrus tetrazona (Sumatra barb) is the source of this 954-nucleotide messenger RNA. Its product is annotated as transmembrane protein 94-like. The record is from RefSeq and is a predicted model, not a curated record. The coding region runs from base 1 to 954 and encodes 317 amino acids. The transcript is spliced from 7 exons. Lineage: Eukaryota; Metazoa; Chordata; Actinopteri; Cypriniformes; Cyprinidae.